AUGGAAUCCGUCUCAUGGAAAUUGUAUGACAACCAGCAUGACCUCAGCGGGAUCCUUACGUUGGCGGCACGAUCUUGUGUGGACUCCCGCGCCUUGCGGCCCAUUGAAUAUCUCGCAGCGUAUUUUAGCACGAAAUGCACGGGAGACGAGAUACGAACUCUUUCAGCACACGUGAUGUUCGCACCAGGAGGCUGCCGUGUACUGCGUAUUAUUUUGCGCCUGCUAAAUGGUAUGGAGGUGCAGUCAUCUGCCUUGUUGUCAGCGAGUCAGGAGCUCGGUGAUAGCUUGGUUGAGCAUACGGUUGAUCCAGCGGUAAUCCAUGAGGUGUUGCAGGAAAGUUAUUUCCCCCGACUUGUUCCGUGUAGGGCCUGUGAUCAGCGGCAAUUUGACGAAAUUUUAUCGCGUGUGGCAGCGACACCUGAUUUACCAAAUGUGGGUACGGCUGUUGUACAUGCCCUCAGUGUUGUUGCAUCCGCUGCGGCCUCACGAUGCACAUCAACACCCGCUUUCCAAUACCUUCGUAACACAUUUGGGCUACUGACUGAUGUAGAAACCUUUUCCAUGCCACAGCUGUGCAUUGAUUUCUUCGGUCCUGAGAACGUUGCGACUGCCCGGGUUGCACUGAAGAGUGUUCUUAUUCUUCCUUGCAUGCCAAACGGGACUGUGAGCCAUGAGGUCAUGCAGAAGAUAUUUGCGGCCUUCAAUCAUUUCCGCAAGGUGCACAACGCUGCAACCCGAAGCGACGGAUCACUCGUAUUCAGCACAUUUGACAACAUAACGGAUGCAAUCAACUUAGCCGAUGAGGUCCUGCGUGCUGUUGAGCUUAGGCCGCAAACCGAUGUGUGUCUGGGCCUUCGUCUAGCCGCACCAGCCACCAGAACACAGAAGGAGGCUAAAGAUGGUGGGGAGGUUUUCUACUCCAUGUUCCCCGGUGAACAAGAUAUCACAGGGUCGCAGCUGGCUGAGUACGUGCGAGAGCAGGUCCAAGCAAGCGCGAACUUGGUGGUUUAUGUUGAGGAUACCCACUGUGAUGUCGAUACGAUCGGACUGCGGCGACUUCAUGCCACGAUUGGGGGCACAGCUGUGUUUUCUGGUUAUGACCUCUACCGUCGGUCAAAGUACGAAAAGGUGGAACAGGGGCUUGACGAACUGUGGACGUCCAAUGUGGUGCUUGAGGCAAGUGCUAUUGGAUCUCUUUCUGCGCUGUGCGACAAUGUGCGGAUGGUGCGUCGGCACGAGGGCUGCACAAUCGCACUAGCGCCGCAGAGCUUAAUGCACAACGUGGCCUUUGCUGUGCACCUUGCUGUGGGCGUGGGAGCGCGGUUUCUGUGUGUUGGGGGGCUGAUGGACGUUGUGCAAUGCGAAGUGGUUUCGCAAUAUUUGUAUGUGCAGGAUGAAUUGGAGCAAUCAAGACUACUUUUAGAAGAGGCACCGAAGCCUCCAUGCGCCGUGCUUCCGGAUGCACCAACAGAUACGGUGCCGGAGAUCAAGCGGCGCUUGGAUAAGAAGAAGCGCAAGAAGUGA
Messenger RNA from Trypanosoma brucei brucei TREU927, 1524 nucleotides. RefSeq names its product enolase, putative. Gene Ontology annotation, cellular component: phosphopyruvate hydratase complex. The transcript has a single exon. Bases 1 to 1524 code for a protein of 507 amino acids. Gene Ontology annotation, molecular function: magnesium ion binding; phosphopyruvate hydratase activity. The record is from RefSeq and is a predicted model, not a curated record. Gene Ontology annotation, biological process: glycolytic process. Lineage: Eukaryota; Euglenozoa; Kinetoplastea; Trypanosomatida; Trypanosomatidae.